Molecule: messenger RNA, 2433 nt
Organism: Trichoderma reesei QM6a
Lineage: Eukaryota; Fungi; Ascomycota; Sordariomycetes; Hypocreales; Hypocreaceae
Exons: 7
Coding region: 1-2433 (810 amino acids)
Source: RefSeq, a predicted model, not a curated record
AUGGGCAGCAGUUCCAGGCCGCAAGCCAACCAGGGCAGCACCACCGUCAGAACUCCUCGAAAACAACAGUAUCAAGCCAGUCAACAGAGGCUUGACAAUAGUACCUUUCAUACUCCCCUUCCCGCCGCGGACGAGUCUCCCACUCCAACCCCGACUUCAAGGCGCUUCUAUCCAGGCACAGGUCGCACCGCCACAGACCCGGACGACAGCGAGUGCGCCACACCCACGCCUGCGCCACACCGCUACGGUUUGCGCGCGCGAAGAGCAUCUCGAGGCUCGUCUCACGUCAAUCGUCCGCCCGCAAGCACCAUGGCCAGCGGGGGGAAAUGGCGCGAGGAGCAGAUCCUCAUCAUCUGCCCCGGUAGUAGGACGACCAUGGCCCAGCUGGGCUGCGGCGAGCUGUCGCCGCCGGCCCACCGUAUCCCGACGAGGAUGUUCCGGGACGAGGAGGAGCCGGAGCAGUGGCGGCCGUAUUACACGUACAAGCGGACGACGGUGACGGACGGCGUCGAGCACGAGGAGUGGGUGGAGGAUGUCGACGAGGACAAGGGCGCCGUGUGGCCAAUUGAGGGCGGCCGCAUCGUCCAGAUGGACGCCUUCCUCGCCUUCCUCGACCACGUCCACGGCCUCCUCACCACCACAUACCACAACACCCCCAUCAUGCUCAUGGCAUCCCCCCAGUGGACGCGCCCCGACUGCGAGACCAUUGCCCGCUACAUCUUCGAAAAGACAAAGACGCCCGCGCUCUGCCUGAUACACAGCGGCAUCGCCACGCAGUACGGGCUCAAAUGGCCCAACAUGACCGUCGUUGACAUCGGCUACGAAAAGGUCGACGUCACCGCCAUCCACGACGGCCGCGUCGUCAACCACAUGGACCUCGGUAGGCCGCUUCCCGACCGGUUCAUCAGCGGCGGAGAGGUCUUUACGCGGAAGCUGCUGAAACUGCUCGAGGGGCAGGGCUUUAACUACGACAUGGCAGAACAGCUGAAGAAGAGCGGCAUCUGCGAGGUGCUGCCCUAUGCUCCGACCAAGAAGGAACUCAUGGAUCUCCCCGUCGAGUCGUCAUCCAACGCACCGCAGUCUCAGCCACGCUCAACAGCAGCAGCCCCCGGCGCGACGGCAGAAGAAGGCGCCGCGCCAGGAUCAGGCGCUGCCGACUCAACAGACAAUGAUGGCCUCGACACCAACGUUGACGAGGAUGGUGUGCUGGACGUCGCGAGCAUCGUCACCAGCGGCCAGACCAAGGAGUUCCUUGCCAAGAAGGAAAAGGAAAAGGAAAAGGGCAAGCCUGGGCGCAAGUCAAACAAGGACAAGGACGGCGACGCGGCAGCUCAAGCGCGGCCCCUGCGGCAGCCCAACUCCAAGAAGGUGCGCAACACGUUCUCCUACGAAGAGAUUGUCAUGGAGGAAGCAGAUGAACCAGCAGCAGAAAAGGCAGUUGAACCAACAGCUGAAUCAGCACCGGAGCCGGCAGCACAAGAAACACAGGCAGAAGAAGAAUCUAAGGCGCCUGCCCCUGUAACGACCGGCACAGAGACCGAGACACCCGUUAUCAAGACUGAGGAACCGAAGCCCGAGGAACCAAAGCCCGAGGAAUCAAAGCCCGAGGAAUCAAAGCCCGAGGAAUCAAAGCCUGAGGUGUCAAAACCCGAGGAGCCAAAGCCCGAUGGCGAUGACAUCGAGAUGCCUCCUGAGCUCAGGCCCAAGCGAAUCCGGCGCGAGAUCGAAGUCGGCCUGGAGCGGUUCCUGUUUGCGGACCGCGACGAAAUCGACCGCAUCGUCAGCACCAUCUACCGCACGAUCCAGGGCGUCGAGGACAUGUACAUGCGGCCGGCGUGCUGGGACAACCUCGUCUUCGUCGGCAACGGGUCGCGGCUGCGCGGGCUCAAGGACAACAUCCUGCAGACGCUCAACGCGCGGCACCUCAUCUCGCCGUCGACGGCCACCAUGUUCACGUCGGAGCUGCCGUCCAACGUGGCGACGCCCGCGGGCACCGGCUCGCAGACGCCCGUCGGCUCCUUCAGCGGCGCGCCGCACCAGCUCGCCAGCAGCGGCGUCAACCCGCUGCUGCAGGCGGCCACGACGGCCAGCACCCUGGGCGUCCCCGGCCGUGACACGAUCCAGGUCGCCACGGGGUCGACGCCCAUGGUCGGCUCCGAGGCCGCGGGCCCCGCGAGCGGCCACCACUUCCACAGCCAGACGCCCACCAGCAUCCGCACGAUUGCGCUGCCGACGUACCUGAGCGAGUGGAGCAAGAACGGCUUCGAGGAGGCCAUGUUCCUCGGCGCCCAGGUGGCCGCCAGGAUAGCCUUUUGCCUGCACUCCAACAUGGACGCUCAGGCGAUUGAGGCCCAAAAGUCAAUGAGCCUGAGCAGAGUGGAUUACAAUGAACACGGCCCCAAAGCCAUCCGAACACAUUCCAUGCUCAGCUGA